AUGAGUAUUAAACUAGCAUUUCCUGAUACAUCCAAUCCAAUGGUUACGCUUGUUCAAGAAGGACCAUUAUUCAUUAUGACAAUGAAAACCGGAGAAAAUCGAUUUACAACAAAAUUUGUUGAAGCACUUUUUGGAGCUUUAGAUGAAAUCGAAAAAGUUCGUAAUCAAGAUGAUAGCGAACCUGCAGCACUCAUUACUACGGGUGAAGGAAAAUUUUUCAGUAAUGGAUUAGAUUUAGAACAUGCUAUUAGCGUACCAGGAUUUUUUGAUAAUUAUUAUUUGAAAUUGUUGACAAGGGUCUUGACAUUUCCUAUCCCUACCGUUGCUGCAAUUAAUGGACAUGCCUUUGCCGGAGGAUUUAUGUUUGCUCUUGCACACGGAUAUUUAUGUAUGAACGAAGUUGACAUUCCUUCUCCUCUUCAUCCUGGUAUGGCAGCGAUAGUUCGUAUUAAAAUGACGCCUAAAACCUAUCGAGAUUGUAUUUUACAAGCUCAUAAAUUUACAUCAACAGAAGCAUUAGAACAAGGACUUGUAGAACUUAUUGUACCAGAAAAUGAAGUAUUAGCAAAAGCAAAAGAGUUGGGAUUAAAAUGGUCUGGUAAAGCAAAAGCUGGUGCGAUUUAUGGAUCAUUGAAAGAAGAAAUGUAUGUUGAAGAAAGGGAAAAAGCUAGUUGGGAUUAG
Molecule: messenger RNA, 681 nt
Organism: Funneliformis caledonium
Lineage: Eukaryota; Fungi; Glomeromycota; Glomeromycetes; Glomerales; Glomeraceae
Source: the annotation of a GenBank genome assembly